AUGAGCAGAUUUAACCCGCCUCUGCCCAAUCCGCGAUGCACGCCCCAUGUCUGGAAGUACUCGGAUAUUAAGCCUACACUCUUAGAGGCGGGCCGCCUUGUAUCGGAGCAACAAGCCGAGCGUAGGGUUUUGAUGUUUGUGAAUCCAUCAAGGGACGCGCCUUAUACCACAGAUACCCUGUACGCUGGGCUGCAGCUGGUUAUGCCUAACGAGACGGCCAAAGCUCACCGUCAUACUGCCUUUGCAAUGCGCUUCAUCGUUGAAGGUAAUGGCGGCUUCACUGCAGUUCAUGGCAAGCGCAUCCAGAUGACCCGUGGAGAUGUCAUCUUGACACCAAGCUGGAAUUGGCAUGACCAUGGAAAGGAUGGAUCCGGCCCAAUGAUCUGGCUCGACGGCUUAGAUUUGCCCAACUUCACUCACUUUCCCGUCCAUUUCGUGGAACAGUACUCAUCUCCGCGGUAUCCCGCAGAGGAUGUCGAUACGUCCCAGUCACCCAUUGUCUUCCCUUGGAGCAGAAUGAAAGCAGCAUUAGAUUCCGAGAAAGGUCAUUAUGCUACAAAGAGAUAUCUGCGCGCAGACGGCUCAGAAGUCAGCAAGGUUCUAGGGGGCUGCGCAACACGCUUGAACCCUGGCAUACAGUCACCUCAAGUUCAGGAGACUGCAUCAUCUAUAUAUCAUGUCAUUGAGGGCUCCGGUCAGACUCAAAUCGGAGAAAAGACACUUGUUUGGAACAAAGGCGACACGUUUUGUAUUCCCUCAUGGUAUCCUUUCCAGCACACUGCGGACGAGGGGCUCGAGGCUGCGGCAUACUUGUAUCGGUUUGACGACAUACCCAUGCUCAAGAGCUUGGGAUUCUAUCGCACAGCCGACCUGGACUUGGAGAGCCUUGUGUCAGCUUAG
Messenger RNA from Colletotrichum navitas, 900 nucleotides. RefSeq names its product gentisate 1,2-dioxygenase. The transcript is spliced from 3 exons. NCBI's taxonomy places the organism in Eukaryota, Fungi, Ascomycota, Sordariomycetes, Glomerellales, Glomerellaceae. Gene Ontology annotation, molecular function: dioxygenase activity. The coding region runs from base 1 to 900 and encodes 299 amino acids. The record is from RefSeq and is a predicted model, not a curated record.